This is a messenger RNA of Rhodamnia argentea, 3115 nucleotides long. RefSeq lists its product as uncharacterized. Bases 149 to 2977 code for a protein of 942 amino acids. The record is from RefSeq and is a predicted model, not a curated record. NCBI's taxonomy places the organism in Eukaryota, Viridiplantae, Streptophyta, Magnoliopsida, Myrtales, Myrtaceae. The transcript has 2 exons. Gene Ontology annotation, cellular component: intracellular membrane-bounded organelle.
AGAAGUCAUCGCCAGUUUAGAAGUCAAACCCACUAAUUCAUCAAAGCUGGGCCUCCACCUCGAUAUCUUUUCUCAAUCAGAAGAUAAAGUUUGCCACUGAUCGCUUCCAUCUUUCUCACAAUCUUCUCCUCCUCCUCCUGCGCACCAGAUGGCUACUAAGCUUGGAUCUCUCGGGCCAACAUGGGUUUUCACUCUGCUAUGCAUCUUUCUCUCCAUGAACACCAGCCCAUCUUGGCAUGCAACUGCAAAACAAAUCUCUUACUCCGACCACUGCACUGCGACCGUCCCUGAAGCCGCUCCCAACGUGUAUAAGCUAGGCUCCUUGCCGCUGUCCCGAUAUACUGGUUACUACGUCGAUGGCCGACAACUCCAGGGACCCUCCUCGUCUUCGGCGUCCAAUUCCUUCUCGUUUCUUGUCAGCGGUGUCUACAAGACCGAUCAUGACGGGGUGCUCAAGGUCGAAGCCGACUUGCGAUUCCGGAAAUCGAGUUUCGAAUUCUAUGCUGAAGGAGGGUACAUGUAUGGCCAGACAUACAUGGGGACCACUCCUCUAAGGGCGGCCAAUGUCUCGCCCCGGACUAGGAGUCCCAUCAUUUUCCGGUUAGAAGGUUUCUGGUCGGAAUCUUCAGGGAAGCUCUGUAUGGUUGGGCCCUCUUUCUCGACACGAGGUCACUCUCUCGAUCUUGAUGUUGUGCUUAAGCUCGAUAACGUAAGCAAUUCCGCUAAUGUCACUAGCUUAUUUACUGGCGUGUUGGAGAGUUUGAGUCCUUCCGAUGACAAGAAUUAUUUCGAUGCCAUGUCAAUAUUAAUGUUUCCUCAGAGAAAUUACAAGUACAGUUUGGUUCCUGGGAAACUCAAUAAUGGGAAGAGCGAUCUUUCGCCGGGUUUAGCGCCCCGGAGCGGAAGCUUUUGUUGGGUUUUCGAUAACCUAGGCAGAGAACUGAAUCUUAUAUAUGCACCUGAUUGUAGUCCUGUCCAAAACUGCACGCCCAUCAGGGGUCCUUCAGGAUAUUUGCCUCCUGCCAUGUCCGUCCAGGGAAUCGGUUGUUCUAGAGGUGAACUGAAGAUGCGGGUGUUGCUGCGAUUUUCAAACAAAAGCGACUUUGGGUAUUAUGGACAGUUUGAUCCGAACUUGACGCUGGUUGGAGAGGCGAUGUGGGAUGAGAAGAACCGACUGCAGAUCAAAGCCUGUCGAAUCAACGUUGCUGGAUCUUUCUCGACUGCUCGUGUCGAGGAUUGUUCGGUACGCGUUGAGUUGAUGUUCCCUGGAGAGUGGUCGAUCAGGGAAAGAUAUGGCAUUUCGGGUCACAUUUGGAGUGAGAAGAGCCGGAAUGAAUCGGGUUAUUUCACAGAUAUUGUGCUCCGAAGCACUGAAAGCAGUCUUUGGGAGUUUCCUGACUUGAAGUAUGAGUAUACUGAAACCGAGAGAGUAAGGAAGCUGUGUCCAGGAAAGAAGGAUCCGAAAAGUGGGAGAGAAAGAUAUCCGAAUCCUUACUCUCCGGAUAUGAGGUUCGACAUGCUGGUUAAGAAUGCCGAAGGAAAAAUAGGGGCAGGGUAUUCUUACCCUCUCUUUGUUGACGACCAAAUGUAUGAACGAUAUGGUUUCGACAUGCCAGUUUCCAGAUUAAAUACAGAGACUUUUGCAACUAGGCAGAAGACUUCCACUGUUGACAGUCACUCGACCUCAAGCAGCGACGCCCGAUUCAAUAUCUCGUACCAUAUCGGCUUCAUGGGACUGCAGCAUGUGAAGGGCAAGAGCCAAAAUGAUGUCUUGAAUCGGUCUUGGAGUUCAAAUGACCGAGUGGAGAUUUCUGCAGAAGGGGUUUACGAUGCUGAAACUGGUGACCUAUGUAUGGUGGGAUGUAAAAGUGUCGUCCCGGCCGCGGCGAAGCCAGCCAACAUGUCUCAGGACUGUGAAGUUCUGAUCAGAGUGCAGUUUCCUCCCUUGAAUUCGAAGAGAAGGCAAGAUCGUAUUGUGGGAACUAUCGAGAGCAUGAGGGACAGGUCCGAUCCGCUUCAUUUCGACAGGCAGAACCUGACUUCUGUUGCUCCUUAUGUAGAGGAAGCGAGGCGGUCCAUUUGGAGGUUGGACCUCGAGGUCUGUCUCGUCCUUGCUUCCAAUACAUUCUUGUGCAUCUUCAUCGGCAUACAGAUCCUUCACAUGAAAAGGCAACCCGAGGUGCUUCCCUACCUUUCUAUUGCCAUGCUUGUUAUCCUCACUUUAGGCCAUGCGAUCCCGCUCGUGCUCAACUUCGAAGCCUUGUUCCUGGGCAAUCGGAAGAGGCAGAACAUUUCUCUCGGAAGUGGUCGAUGGCUCGAAAUAAACGAGGUGCUGGUGAGGGUAGCCACAAUGAUAGCUUUCUUGAUGCAAUUCCGUCUUCUCCAGCUGACUUGGGCCGCAAGAAAGGAGGAUGGGGUUGGGGCGGGCUUGUGGUUCCAAGAAAAGAAGGCUUUGAUUGUCUCUUUGGUGUUAUACGCCAUCGGAGCACUGGCGGCUAUCAUCUUUGGCUGGAGAAGCCAUUUUGAUAACGCGGCUAUUGAUCCCGAAUUCGCAGGUUUUACAAGCGACGGACAAGGCUUCUCCAUUUGGGGAGGCUUGAAACGUUACGCAGGACUGAUCGUGGAUGGUUUUCUCUUGCCUCAGAUUCUGCUCAAUGUCUUCAGGAACUCAUCUGAGAGGGCCCUUUCAGGUUCUUUUUACCUCGGAACCACCCUAGUUCGGCUGCUACCGCACGGUUACGAUCUCUACAGGGCUCGAAACUACUCGCCACAACUCUACGGAUCGUACAUUUAUGGAACUCCAGGAGGCGACUUCUAUUCGACUGCUUGGGAUGUCAUCAUUCCUUUAGGCGGGCUUGUUUUCGCAGCCAUCAUCUUCUUGCAGCAGCGGUUUUGCGGCGCUUUUAUUGUGCCCAAGAGAUUUCGAACCUCGGUAGCUUAUCAGAAGGUACCCGUGGCCGGCGAUGGGCAGACAUGAGAAUCUUCGAACUCUUAAUAAUUUCCAAGCUGUAACCAUGUUCAUUAGUUUCCACGUGUGGAAAAUGGACAGGAUAUAUGUCCUUGGUCUUGUUUCUUUCAGCAUUUAAGGUAGAAAUAUCGUAAAAUCUGUAUAGUG